Messenger RNA from Musa acuminata AAA Group (dessert banana), 795 nucleotides. RefSeq names its product glucuronoxylan 4-O-methyltransferase 1-like. The transcript has a single exon. Bases 1 to 795 code for a protein of 264 amino acids. Gene Ontology annotation, cellular component: Golgi apparatus. NCBI's taxonomy places the organism in Eukaryota, Viridiplantae, Streptophyta, Magnoliopsida, Zingiberales, Musaceae. Gene Ontology annotation, biological process: xylan biosynthetic process; plant-type secondary cell wall biogenesis. The record is from RefSeq and is a predicted model, not a curated record.
AUGAGGGUCAAGUUACGUCACCUCCUCGUGCUCAUCCUCGUCCUCCUCCUCCUCUACGUACUGAUCUCAUGGACCUCGUUUUCCCCUGUUCCUGCAAUCACAUCGCUGACCUCGCUGUCAGAUUCGUGCACCAAGAUCCCACCCUCACUAGCGACCGCCAUCGUGCACUACGCCACCUCCAACACCACCCCGCAGCAGACCCUCGAGGAGAUCUCCGUCACCGCCAGAGUGCUACGGAAGAAGUCGCCGUGCAAUUUCCUGGUCUUCGGACUCGGCCACGACAGCCCCAUGUGGAGCGCGCUCAACCACGGCGGCCGCACCGUCUUCCUCGAGGAGGACGGCUCGUGGAUCCGGACCGUCCGCGGGCGGUUCCCGGCGCUGGAGGCGUACCACAUGACGUACCGCACCAAGGUGAGCCAAGCGGAGGGUCUCUUGGCAUCGGGGCUGAAUUCGACGGACUGCGCGGUCUGGAACGCCAAGUGCCCGCUGGCACUGACGGAGCUGCCGGCCGUGUUCUACGAGGUGGAGUGGGACUUGAUCAUGGUGGACGCGCCGACCGGUUACCAAGCGGACGCUCCGGGGCGGAUGGGGGCGAUAUACACGGCAGGGAUGGCGGCGAGGGGGAGGAGUGCGGGGGAGACCGACGUGUUCGUGCACGAUGUGGAUAGGGUUCUGGAGGACAAGUUCUCCACGGCCUUCCUCUGUGAAGGAUACCUGCGGGAGCAGGUGGGGAGGCUGAGGCACUUCACCAUUCCCAGCCGUCGGACUACUCCGGCCAUCGCAUUCUGUCCCUGA